AUGAAGGUCGCUGUCAUCCUCGCCCUGGCAACCGCCGCUGUCGCCGACAUCAUCAACAACGAGCACCUCAAGACCGAAGUCAUCAACAAGGUCGAGUGCAACCGCCCCACCAAGGCCGGCGACGGGAUCCAAGUACACUACCGCGGCACACUCGAGAGCGACGGCAGCGAAUUCGACGCUUCAUACAACCGCGGCCAGCCGCUGGGCUUCACCGUCGGCAAGGGCCAGGUCAUUAAGGGCUGGGACCAGGGCUUGCUCGACAUGUGCCCCGGCGAGAAGCGCAAGCUUACUAUCCAGCCUGACUGGGCGUAUGGUAGCCGUGGCGCUGGUCCUAUCCCGGCAAACAGCGUGUUGAUCUUCGAGACGGAGCUCGUUUCGAUCGACGGUGUUUCCAAGGACGAGUUGUAG
Didymosphaeria variabile is the source of this 408-nucleotide messenger RNA. It is a transcript of the gene FPR2, whose product is annotated as Peptidyl-prolyl cis-trans isomerase fpr2. NCBI's taxonomy places the organism in Eukaryota, Fungi, Ascomycota, Dothideomycetes, Pleosporales, Didymosphaeriaceae. Gene Ontology annotation, molecular function: peptidyl-prolyl cis-trans isomerase activity. Gene Ontology annotation, biological process: protein peptidyl-prolyl isomerization. The record is from RefSeq and is a predicted model, not a curated record. The transcript is spliced from 3 exons. Bases 1 to 408 code for a protein of 135 amino acids.